Messenger RNA from Hippocampus zosterae (dwarf seahorse), 1912 nucleotides. It is a transcript of the gene dnaja2a, whose product is annotated as DnaJ heat shock protein family (Hsp40) member A2a. Gene Ontology annotation, cellular component: cytosol; cytoplasm. Lineage: Eukaryota; Metazoa; Chordata; Actinopteri; Syngnathiformes; Syngnathidae. The record is from RefSeq and is a predicted model, not a curated record. The transcript is spliced from 9 exons. Gene Ontology annotation, molecular function: ATP binding; Hsp70 protein binding. Gene Ontology annotation, biological process: response to heat; protein refolding. The coding region runs from base 93 to 1334 and encodes 413 amino acids.
GAAGCGCGGAAAGCCAAACCAAACAUUUUCCACCCGGCGCGUCUCUUUGUCCGUCCACCUCCGCGCUGAGAGAAACAGCCGCAGCGACAACCAUGGCCAAUGUUGCCGACACCAAGCUCUAUGACAUCCUCGGCGUGUCGCCGUCCGCCUCCGAAAACGAACUGAAAAAGGCAUACAGGAAGCUGGCCAAAGAGUACCAUCCGGACAAGAACCCCAACGCUGGCGACAAGUUCAAGGAAAUCAGCUUCGCCUAUGAGGUGCUGACCAACCCCGAGAAGAAGGAGCUUUACGACCGUUAUGGCGAGCAGGGCCUGCGGGAGGGCGGCGGCGGAGGCCCCGGCAUGGACGACAUUUUCUCACACAUCUUUGGCGGCGGCCUCUUCGGCUUCAUGGGCGGCCAGAGCGGACGCUCGCGCAAUGGCGGCCGACGGAGAGGCGAGGACAUGGUGCACCCGCUUAAAGUAUCACUGGAGGACCUUUACAACGGCAAGACGACGAAACUACAACUUAGCAAAAAUGUACUCUGCAGCACAUGUAACGGACAGGGCGGCAAGUCGGGUGCGGUACAGAAGUGCGCCGCCUGCCGAGGGCGUGGCAUGCGCAUCGUGAUCAGACAGCUGGCACCGGGCAUGUUGCAACAGAUGCAGUCCGUGUGCACGGACUGCAAUGGAGAAGGCGAGGUGAUCAGCGAGAAGGACCGCUGUAAAAAGUGCGAAGGCAAGAAGGUGGUCAAGGAGGUGAAGAUCCUGGAGGUGCACGUGGACAAGGGCAUGAAGCACGGCCAGAAGAUCACCUUUGGCGGUGAGGCGGAUCAGGCGCCGGGGGUGGAGCCGGGCGACAUCGUCCUGGUGCUGCAGGAGAAAGAGCACGAGACAUUCCGUCGAGAUGGCAACGACCUGUUCAUGAACCACAAGAUCGGCCUGGUGGAGGCGCUGUGCGGCUUCCAGGUCAUGCUGAAACAUUUAGACGGCCGGCAGAUCGUGGUCAAGCAUCCCGCCGGCAAAGUCAUCGAGCCGGGCUCAGUGAGGGUGGUGCGAGGGGAGGGCAUGCCGCAGUACCGUAACCCCUUUGAGAAGGGAGACCUGUACGUCAAGUUCGACGUGCAGUUCCCUGCCAGCAACUGGAUCAGCCCUGAGAAACUAGCGGAGCUGGAGGACAUGCUACCGUCGCGGUCGGAGGCGCCGCUCAUCACGGGCGACACGGAGGAGGUGGACCUUCAGGACUACGAUGUGAGCCAGGGCUCGUCGACAGGCGGUCGUCGGGAGGUCUACAACGACAGCUCUGACGAAGAUGGCGGCCACCACGGCCCGGGGGUCCAGUGCGCCCACCAGUAGCCCGGAGGGUGCGACAAGGCGGGCGCAGGCGGCAAAAAAAAAAAGACUUUGUUCUUUAUUUAAAAAAGAAAAAGGUGGCUGCAGACAUCCCGCUGUUACCUCCUCCAGGGCACAGAAUGUCUCAUGUUUGAGUGUUGCUUUUGCUUUGUUUUUCAUAGAAUUUACAGUAAUUUAACAAAUGGACACAAUCGCACAAGACGUUUUCUCAAAACAUGUUUCCGAUUUUUUUUGUCUUUUUUUUAACAGCUUUGUUUCUUUUGGUAGCUUUUUACUUGUUUUUCUCCCCCCACCUCAUCCUUCUGUUCCUGUUCUUGAUAUUUUUAAUCCCAGAUUGUGUAUAUCUUUCAACUAUCUUUCGCCUGUAUUCAAAAGCAGUGUGUGAUUUAAAAAAAAACUUAUAUUGCGUGAAAUAUCACACAAACAGAAACAAGAUAGCCUGCAUUUAUGCCGAGACCAUGUGCAUGAAAAAAAAGAACAAAAAAAGCAAAACAAAACGCUUUUGGUUCCGGCACUUGUUACCGCAGUCACGUGAAGACACUUCAAAAAUGUUUAAGUUGAAUAAAUUGUUGAAGAAUCAA